CUACAGGUAGGUAUAUAAGACAAUAACAUAUUUGACAUCAAUAUUGUAAAUCAAUAUAUUUUUUAAAAUUAUAACAUACUCAAGUUAAAAAUUAAAACAUACACUAGCAAGAAGAUGGCAGUCAAAGUUAUUAUUGUGACGUUUUUUGUAUUUGCUACGGUUGUAUAUGCUUUUCCACCCGCAUUAAUAGCUAACGGAAAAUUAAAAAAUACCUAUGGUCCAGAUAUAACAGAUGGAAAUUGUGCAAGCACACCAGAUCAGGAUUUAGUUUUCACUGAUCACGUUCAUAAAACUAAGAUUCCGUUCUUUAAAAGAAGUGCCACAUCGACGUAUUAUGGUGAUAAGACAAUAUACUGCAUCAGAGCUAUCAAUCAAAAAUCGGCAGACAGAGGUGGCAAUGCCAAUGUCACUGAAGGCGGAGUUGGACAUAGUUUUGCCACAAUUGAAAUGGAAUCCUACGUAGAUCAUGGAAUCGAAUUUAUUAUUAAUAUUUACGGAAAAUAAAUAAUAUUAAUGUUCUUGUAUCGAAUAUUUAAUAAAGUAGGUAUAAGUUUUUUUUAUAAUUUUGACAUUUAAAGUGACAUUUUUGAUAAUUUUUUGACGAUGUUGAAGAUGUUUCAUUUCACAACCUAAAUAGUUACGAAAUAUUAUUUUUUGCAACUGGUGAUGAAAUAAAUCAUUCGUCACUGAUUAAUCGUCAAGUUGAUUAAAGAAAAAUUAUUUAAAAAGUUUCCAGACAAUUUAUCUAUUCUAGACAAGUAAUCCUUAAAAUGCCGAUUUAAUGUAUUUACUAAAUAUUUACAGAAAAUAACGAUUAAAACAUAUAAAAGUAAACUA
Sitophilus oryzae (rice weevil) is the source of this 837-nucleotide messenger RNA. RefSeq lists its product as uncharacterized. The coding region runs from base 115 to 504 and encodes 129 amino acids. The transcript is spliced from 2 exons. The record is from RefSeq and is a predicted model, not a curated record. Lineage: Eukaryota; Metazoa; Arthropoda; Insecta; Coleoptera; Curculionidae.